Molecule: messenger RNA, 600 nt
Organism: Telopea speciosissima
Lineage: Eukaryota; Viridiplantae; Streptophyta; Magnoliopsida; Proteales; Proteaceae
Product: calmodulin-like protein 2
Exons: 1
Coding region: 1-600 (199 amino acids)
Molecular function (GO): calcium ion binding
Source: RefSeq, a predicted model, not a curated record
AUGGUAGCAAACAAAAGCCACUUUGUCGGUUCAAUCUACAAUUUUGUUGGGUCCUUGCUGUUUUCUGGUUUCAUCGGUCUACUUAUCGAGUUCCAGCAGUUCUAUAGUAAGUUUGAAUUUUUUGUCAACACCCACAUAGACUUACUUUUUCAGAAAGUAUCUCUCUACUACAAUGAGGUUAGAAAUCUUGAAACUUGCAGCAAAAAAGGCUGUAAAUAUUGCGGGGAAUAUGAAGGAUUCUUAGCUGAAAAUGAGAUUAAUAGAGUCAUGGAUAAGCUUGGGUUGGAGCGUAUUAGUGAGGAGAGUGGUAGUAAAAAGGAUAACUUAUGUAGAAAAUGCUGGGUUCUGCAAGGAGCUUUCCUCUUUUUGGAAGAGAAGGAAGCAAGCACUGAAGAACUGGAAGAAGCUUUUUCUGUAUUUGAUCAGAACAAAGAUGGAAUCCUAGAUGCGAAUGAGUUGCAUUAUGUCUUGAACAAGUUGGAGCUCAAAGAAGGUGCAAAGUUGGAGGACUGUGAAGAGAUGAUUAGAGCUUAUGACUUGAAUGGAGAUGGUAGGAUAGAAUUGUCCGAGUUUAAGUACAUGUUAGAAAAUGCAAACUAA